Diachasma alloeum is the source of this 3098-nucleotide messenger RNA. Its product is annotated as solute carrier family 41 member 1. The record is from RefSeq and is a predicted model, not a curated record. Lineage: Eukaryota; Metazoa; Arthropoda; Insecta; Hymenoptera; Braconidae. The transcript has 11 exons. Gene Ontology annotation, molecular function: monoatomic cation transmembrane transporter activity. Bases 643 to 2313 code for a protein of 556 amino acids. Gene Ontology annotation, biological process: monoatomic cation transport. Gene Ontology annotation, cellular component: plasma membrane.
UUCUCCUUGUAUCCAGCAGUUGUUAACCCGCCUGAAGUCGGCGGGCGCAUAAAUCGUGUCCAUUUAUCAGUGGAAAUAUAUUUGUCAGUGCAUUUGUGUCGUUAACAUUCUGAGUUAUUUACCUCACUGCGAUUAAUGUCAAUGGAGGAGUCCCCCCGCGUCACAAGAUACGAUACCGUCCAGGAAAGUACAAUGGAAUAAAUUUGACAGUUCGUUAUAUAAAUUAUUUCUCGAUAUAAUGAUCGAAAAUCGAGUGGAGCGUAUCGAGUGGUUCACAUGGUCGAUGUCCGGCUGUAACGGAUCCUCUGCUUCUGCUGUAUCGCAUCAGAAUCGCCUAGUCAUUCGCAUGGUUCAAUCAUUCCACAAUACAAUUUCAACAAUGGAGGAGAACUACAAUCAUCAUCCCAGCGGCAUUUCGUACUGAUGGGAAUAUGUUUAACAGAUUAAGGCUGGCAGGGAGAAGAGAAACAGAGACGAGUUUGUCACAGGUAAAACCUGGAAGGACAUGCUCGCUCAUUGGUAAUUUCUACAAUCAGUAUCAGCGCCGACCUCGCUCCACCAGAUUGUCCGUAGUCGGGAAAGCCGAGACGAAGUUCCCGCAAGUAGAUCCUGUUAGAAAUCAUCUUUCGCACAAGCUCAGACAUGGUCAGAUUACCGCACACGACAAACGACCCUAAGCUGGUGGAUGAAGAAGAGUUGGAGAACGAUCUGCAAUUGAAAAGUAGCACAGAGCAUCUGGUGACCGAUACCAUCGAUGCUCCAUUGAAACACACGAUAAUCAUUCCAAAUCUCGGGAUGCCAUCCGAGAAGAAGAACAAUCAGUGCUGCGCCCUUGCCUACAACCAGAUCGAUUGUAACGGACAGCAAUUAAACUUGGAGAGUCCAAUGGAUGAUGCCAAGACCGGAAAGUGCAAGGAGAAAGCUGCCGGUGGGGAUGGUUCGCUGUCGAGUGGAUGCUCAAUAGUGACGAUCUCAUCAGUGGCUAAUUCAGAGCCCGAUCCAGCAUCUCCAAAUGGACAAAAUCCCCUGGAAAGAGGUCGAAGUGUUCUCGAUGAAAGAUGGCAACACACUGCACUUCAAGUAUCUGUACCAUUCUUCAUCGCUGGUGUUGGUACCAUUGGAGCUGGCCUGGUACUAGGCACCGUUGAAAAAUGGGAAGUAUUCACUAAAGUCUCACAGCUGUUCAUCCUUGUUCCAUCACUUUUGGGCCUCAAAGGCAACCUGGACAUGUGUCUAGCAUCACGACUUUGCACUCAAGCUAAUUUAGGUAAUAUGAGCAGUUGCCGGGAGAUCGCGAAAAUGGUCAUUGGCAACUUGGCACUUGUACAAAUACAGGCCAUUGUGGCGGCAAUUAUAGUCUCAAUAUUUGCAUCGGCUGCCCAUGCAGCUAUGAAUGGGGUUUUUAUUUGGGAUCAUGCCCUACUUGUAACGGCUUCCAGUCUGUGUACUGCAACCAGUUCCUGCUUCGUUCUCGAUUUAGUGAUGAUAGCGGUGAUCAUGGCAGCCCACAGAUGGAAAAUGAACCCUGACAAUUUAGCAACACCUCUGGCAGCGUCAUUUGGCGAUGUCGUGUCUGUGAGCGUUCUAGCUAUCAUCGCGUCGAAGCUAUUUAUUCGUAUGGAAGCAGAAGUGUUCAUAUUGUAUCUGAUUAUCGGUGGUUAUCUGCUGGUUCUACCCAUCUGGAUAUGCAUCGUCCUGAGGAAUAAAUACACAAGGAACAUUCUAACGUCUGGGUGGGUGCCAGUCUUAUCCGCCCUGUUCAUCAGUGGACUAGGAGGAUUGAUUCUGAGUAAAGCAGUUGAUGUGCUCUCCGGAUUCGUCAUCUUCCAGCCUAUAAUCAACGGCAUAGGUGGUAAUCUUGUUUCAGUUCAAGCUUCGAGAAUCUCCACUACACUUCAUCAAACUUCAAUUAUGGGAAUUAUACCACCGUAUACCAAAGUAUUCAUUAGUCCUUUCAAAGCCCUAGUGAAAGGAGUUCCAUUCGCAAAUACUGCAAGACUACUGAUCAUCAUGGGAGUCGUAGGAGAAAUUCUAUUCAUAUUCGCUGCCGAUUACAUCGAACAACGGCAGUCAACAUUGCACGUUUAUUUCGUGUUGUCUUACGUUAUCGUAGCAUUUUCACAAAUAAUGCUGCUGCUGUAUGUGGCCCACAUAAUAAUCCAUGCCAUGUGGAGGUUCAAAAUCGACCCCGACAACUCGGCGAUUCCGUAUUUAACGGCACUCGGUGACUUGACAGGUACCAUGUUCUUGGGGGGAGCUUUCUGGUUCCUCAAGGAGAUUGGCUAUCCUUAUGCCUUCAACGUUAAGACCUAAGGGGGUUUAAGGGGGAUCAAUUGGGAAUUUAAGGAGGGGCUGAAGGGCGUGAGGAGAAUGCCCCGUUGAUUGGAGAUUCAAUUCAAUAUCGUUAUACUUGAUGAUCAUUGAGAUAUUUGAGGGGAAAUUAUGAGGGACAAUUGAUCUUCAGUGUAAAUAUUCAAGGAGCGAGUACAGUUGAAGUAUUAGAGAAGAAAAAGUAUUUCCGACUUGUCACAAUCAUGAUAGAACGAAAUAAAUGGGAGACACUGGCGGUUGAACGAAGUGAGGGGAGAGUUGGCUCAAACUCAUAUUUUUAAUAUCUGUGAUGUCUAACUCAUGUAUUCAAGAGCGAUGAAAAUGAAACAGAAAUAUUUCAAGUGAAAAAUGAAAACAGUAUGGAAGAGAUUCUUUAUUUCUACUCAAUGGAGUAUACUGAAGUGAUUGCGAGAUUCUUCUCCCCGUGUUGUCAUAAGAAAACUGGAUAUUCAUACAUUGGCAUACAAUACUCAAGGAGGGAGUAAUGCACUAUCCGCUAUUUAUUUUAUUGUUUUAAAUGCAAAAAUGUGAUGUACGUACGUUUAAACUCCAAAAAGAAUGAAAGAAAUUUAUUCACUUCGAAAAUGCCGAUGUCUCAAAUUGAACAGUAUGAGAUAUAGCGCUUUUAACUUUUUAAAUCAUUUGUAUAUAAUUUUGAAUGCUAAUCGGAAUGUACAAAGCGAUUCAAGAAGAGUAAUUUGUAUAUGAUAUUUGCAAUUGGUUUGAUUGUUCAUAUUUUCUGAAUAAAAUAAAUUGGAAACAUCGCA